AUGGAGAAAGAGAGGAUCCUACCGGACGUGCAAUCAGGAUUUCGGGCUGGGUACAGUGCGGCUACUGCAAUGGCACAUGUCGCUGAUGACAUUAUAUCUAACAGCGACAAUAGCAAAGGAUCAAUUCUUGUUCUUCUAGACUUCACACGGGCUUUUGACAGCAUCAAUUUGGAUCUCCUCUUAGCCAAAUUAUCAUACUACGGUGUGGAUCAGGACGCCUGCAGUUGGUUCAAGUCAUUCCUGACCAAUAGAAGACAAUUUGUCGCCUUUGACGCAGAGAGCGAGUAUUUUCGAUCGGAGGUCAAACCUGUAGAUUCAGGAGCGAUCCGUCGUUGUCAAAUAGGGGCUGCAUCAUUGAAUAGAGAUAACAGUUACAAAGGCAUAGAUAGCAGAGACCUCUGGCUUCCAUAA
This is a messenger RNA of Leptosia nina, 411 nucleotides long. The record is from the annotation of a GenBank genome assembly. NCBI's taxonomy places the organism in Eukaryota, Metazoa, Arthropoda, Insecta, Lepidoptera, Pieridae.